Bombyx mandarina (wild silkworm) is the source of this 1550-nucleotide messenger RNA. RefSeq lists its product as uncharacterized. NCBI's taxonomy places the organism in Eukaryota, Metazoa, Arthropoda, Insecta, Lepidoptera, Bombycidae. Gene Ontology annotation, molecular function: DNA-binding transcription factor activity, RNA polymerase II-specific; RNA polymerase II cis-regulatory region sequence-specific DNA binding. The record is from RefSeq and is a predicted model, not a curated record. Gene Ontology annotation, biological process: regulation of DNA-templated transcription.
GUUUAAGGAGUACGGCACAUUAAUUUUGAAGUAAUUUACGUAAUUUAGUAAGUCAGAAAAUUCAUACUGAAGUACGAAGGACCCUUUAUAGGUGGUAAAAGGUUUAGUUUUAUUUAGUUAUUUAAAAAAUAAUUGAAAAAUCUUUAUAAUUGUUAUAUUAUGUGUAAAGAGAUUUUACAAUUAUGAGUGAAAUACCUCACGCAUGUGGAGUUUGUCAAAAACGUUUCACAUGUAUUAGUCAUUUAAAACUACACUUGAAACGACACAAUGUAAUGAAACCUUAUGUUUGUGAAGUGUGCCAAAAAGGUUUUACGCAAAUGUUUUAUUUAAAAAAGCAUCUAAGAAUACACAUCAGCGAAAAACUCCAUAAUUGUGAAGUGUGCGACAAAAGCUUUGCACAAGCAGUAGAGUUAAAAAGACAUCUAAGAACUCACACUGACAAUAAACCUUAUGUGUGUGAAGUAUGUGAUAAAAAGUUUGUGCUAAAAUGGCACCUCAAGGUACAUCAAAGAACACAUACUGGUGAAAGACCUUAUGUGUGUGAAGUAUGUGAUAAAAAGUUUGUGCUAAAAUGUCACCUCAAGGUACAUCAAAGUACACAUACUGGUGAAAGACCUUAUGUUUGUGAAGUGUGUGACAAAGGCUUUAAAAGAAUUAGUAAUUUUAAAAGGCAUCAGAGAGUCCAUGCCACAGAGAAGCCUUACAUUUGUGAAGUGUGCCACAAGAUUUUUUUAAGGAUGGAGACCUUACAGAGGCAUUUAAGUAGACAUAGUGGAGAAAAACCUUACAUGUGUGAAGUGUGUAAGAAGAGAUUUACACACAUAGCAUACCUGAAACGGCAUUUAAGAACCCACACUGAAGAUAAACCUUAUGUGUGUGAAGUAUGUGAUAAAAGGUAUAGGCUAAAAUGCAGCCUCAAGAAACAUCACAGAACACAUAGUGAUGUAAGACCUUAUGUUUGUGAAGUGUGUGAAAAAAGCUUUAAAAGCCUUUAUGAUUUAAAAAGACAUCUGAGAACCCACACUGGAGAUAAACCUUAUGUGUGUGAAGUAUGUUAUAAAAGGUUCAUGCUAAAACACAGCCUCAAGAAUCAUCAAGUAACACAUACUGAAGAAAGACCGUACGUUUGUGAAGUGUGUGACAAAGGCUUUAAAAGCCUUAAUAAUUUAAAGGGACAUCUGGAAACCCACACCAUGGAGAAGCCUUACAUUUGUGAAGUGUGCCAUAGGAGUUUUUCAAGGAUGAACAGAUUAAAGAAGCAUCUAACUAGACACACUGAAGAAAAACCUUACAUGUGUGAAGUAUGUGAUAAAAGGUUCGUGCUAAAACACAGCCUCAAGAAACAUCAAAUAAUACACACUGGUGAAAGAACUUAUGUAUGUGAAGUUUGUGACAAAGGCUUUAUGACCAUUCACAAUUUAAAAAAACAUCUGAGGACCCACACCACGUAGAAGCCUCACAUUUGUGAAGUGUGCCACAGGAAUUUUUCAAGCAUGGACACCUUAAAGAAGCAUCUAACUAGACACACUGGAGAAAAACCUUACAUGUGU